This is a messenger RNA of Procambarus clarkii (red swamp crayfish), 5617 nucleotides long. RefSeq names its product ankyrin repeat and SAM domain-containing protein 3. The record is from RefSeq and is a predicted model, not a curated record. Gene Ontology annotation, molecular function: protein binding. Gene Ontology annotation, cellular component: cilium. NCBI's taxonomy places the organism in Eukaryota, Metazoa, Arthropoda, Malacostraca, Decapoda, Cambaridae.
AGUUGGCAGCAGUUGCCUCACGAGCGACGUCACUCAAUAACACAACCAGCUGUUGUCCAGAGCGCCGCCAGGCCUGGGCUGAGGUGGCAAGCUCCACGACUGUGCACUCUUGCAUAUUACUGAACACUACUGUAUGCAGUACAGUAGUUCAGCAAUGCUUUGCAAGGUGUUCCCAUGCCAGUAAAUAUGGUGGAAUUAGAAGAGACUUGGACUGAGAAGAGUUUUUAUGAUAAACCAUUAACAAUUUGGCUUGGAGAGGAAAGGUGUGAUGAGAAAGAUUCUCUUCUACUAGAUAUCUUCACAGCUGCUAGUAUUGGCUGCUGUCAGCGUGUGAAGGAUAUUCUCAAAGAAGAUAAGAAUGCAAGUAGUCUUAAAAACCAUGGUGGGUGGACAGGACUCAUGUAUGCAGCUUACUAUGCACAUUCUGAUGUGAUAAAUGUGCUCCUUGAAGCUAAUGCAUCAGUACACCUUCGUAAUGGCAAUGGCUGCAAUGCUCUGAUGAUGGCAGUUAUGUGCGGGAAUGAUUAUGGUGUGGAGAUUCUCAUCAAGGCAGGAAGCAUCCUUGAAACCCGUGAUAACCGUGACUGGACCGCACUUUUCCAUGCUGUUAAUUCUGGUCAUCACACUGUUAUUGAAACAUUGCUCAAGCACAGAGCUAAUCUUAAUUCUUGUGAGCGGACAAGAGGUAUGACACCCCUUAUGUAUGCUGCACAACUUGGUGAUGCAACCAUUGUGUCAUUAUUGCUGCGAGGCGGAGCAGUCGUUUCCCUUACCAAUCAUCAGGGACACACAGCAGGGAGAAUUGCUCAAGAUGCUGGGUUUCCUGAUAUUGCUGCUAAUAUUGCUCAGUGGGAUCUUCCAGGUCUAAGUGGCCCAAGCAUACUUGAUGGUCCAGCAGCAGUGGAAGUAAGAAGAACACACCAACAACCUCAAACACCGAGGGGCAGAGGAAGUGUAGUUCCCUGUGUUGAUAACGCCAGUAUUCAACCAACGGAUCUCGAGACCUUGCUGGAUCAAAUUGGACUGAGCUCGUACAUGAGUAUCUUCCGGGAACAGGAUGUGGAUCUCCAAAUCUUCCUCACAUUGACAGACCAAGACCUUAAAGAAUGUGGCAUCCAAAAGCUUGGGCCACGUCGAAAGAUGACCUCUGCAAUUGCUCGCUGGCAUAGUAAUGCUCCUUUAAGGAGUACAGCUGAGUGUGCCUAUGCUGAUAAACUAGAAGUAGAAAUGCAAGAGUUGGGUGUGAAACUUACACAAGCUUUGCACUCUCUCCACCAAACAAAAACUCAGGUUAACCAAGAAAAUGAUUUACGUGUUGUGACGGAGGGUUGGGUAGUGGAGGCUCGUGGACGCUUGCAUGAAUGCCACCAGCGGUGUCAAAUGCUCAUAGAACAAGUGGCUGCAGUUCGUCGUUGCACCUCUGUCCUCUGUGCUCAGGCUUCCCUUGGUAAAUUACCUCUCAUCCAACCUACUCUGAUCUCUACAAUUGUUGAUACACUGACAAUGAUUGCAGCCCAAGCUGACACCUUGAUGGCAUUAACAGACCCCAGUGUUCCUCGUGGUCCAAGUAACCCUUCUUCACCUCGUAAGCAAGGAUACAGAAGCUAUCCCAGUACACCACGAUGAUGAUAAGAAGUCUCUAUUUAUUUUCCUAUAUUUUUAGUAUAUUGUCUAUUCAUAAAGCAGUAAUUGAGAUCAGAAAUUUGCAAUACUGUACUUGCUUUCAUAAUACAUUAUGGUGUUUCUUGUUAUAUUGAGACCUUGUUGCUUGUAACAAUUUCACUGUUUAAGGCAGAGGAGAGUCUGUAAAUAGUAAUUUCCUCAAGAAAGGGUAAUGCUCAGGAUGAAAAAAAAGUAUGGAUGAUAUAAAUAUGUACAGUAAUUCUUUCAUUUUCUUGUAAGAUUUUUGAAUGAAAAAAUACUAUGACAAUCAUACAAUAGCUCAAAAUGGAGUUCAAAAGCUCAAAACUCAAAACUCAGAGCUCAAAACUAAUGUGCCAUAUACAGUACAGGAAUAUUUUUUUAAAAAUUGUUUUAUAAUGUUCUUUUAAAUAAUUUUAUGAUAUAUUCAAAGCAAUUAUUCUUGGCUGGCCCUCAGUAGCUCUGUGGUACUGUACAUUGGCUUUGGUAUCACAGGGACAUCCACAAAAUAACCAGGUCUGAAAGUAUGCUGGCCUACUGAAUACCAGAGGAUCUGAGAUUGGCCCAAAACCGAGCUAAACUGCCCAGAAAGUUCAGGCAAUGAGAGAUAUGAAAACAAGGGAAGCAGUAGUGUGCCCAAUGGCAACACCAUGUUUAAGUACCCAAGUGCACCACCAAAUGGAAGUUCAGGUCACCCAGGGGUCCAGCCUGCCUGCCUUGUCACUCUUGUUCCUGGUACCAAGAACAUUACCAUACCUCCUCCGUGACACACACUGUUUUUUUUAGCUAAGUGGGGGGUUUAGCAUUUCUUGGGACUUUGAUGUUCUGUGCGGGGGAUGAACCAUGCUGAAUGUUUAUUUUUUCAAAUCACUUCAUGAUUGUGUUUAUGUUCCCUUUCUUGCAAGUCCUUAACAGAUUAGUUCUCCUAAACUUUGUUUCAGGGUUAUCUUCCCUGGCAUUAACUGAUGAGAAAAAGAGAAAUAUAUGUAAUCUUUUUUUUCUUAGGGGUUUGAAUAGCCUCUCUUUCUCGGACUUCUCUUGAGUUGCUCUUUUGUCUGGGUAGUGCUAGGGACUUUGGCCUCAAGCCAGACCUGUUGAUGGGAGUUGAUUAAGUUCACUAUCAUCAGAGUUGUCUGGUACCCAGGAAUUUGGUAUUUUCCCAAUUGGCUCAAUUUGGGUUUAUCAUAAACUUGAAAAGUUACAGUUGAUAGGGUUGAAAUUGGUCAAGGUCUUCAGGGCAAUUUCUUUCUUCUAUGUAGUCAGCCUUGCUGCAACUUUGGGACCAUCUUUGGCUAGUGUUAAGAGGCCCUCAUAUCAAGUGCCUUCUUGGACACCUGAAUGUUUCCUAUAUGGUCUUCCAGUUGGUUCAAAUUUGGCUGAAAGCAUUGUACCUGCCUUCUGCUUGAGGAAAAGUUUUGCCUCCACUAGGACAGCAUGGUGUGUCCUUGUGUCUUAUGCAAGAUAUCAAUUCAAGAUUUUCUUCACUAGAUUUUUUGGCGUUUGGUAUGUGGCACCCUCUUCUUAGUCACUAACAUUCCUCACAACACCAGUCAGAGGUUGGGAUCCAUUUGCCUGUGGUAGUUUGCACAUAUAAUGGCAGGAGAGUUUGCAGCAGUUUAGACGGCACUACGGUUCACUCCUCUUGAGGUGCCAUUGAGAGUAUGUACUGGGCAUCUACUUAGGGCUAGCCCAGAAAUCUGGUGAUGAAUGUAAUGCAAUACCAAUUUCUGAGCCGUCUCAGUAGCUCCCUGUACCCACUCUUCUUUAUCCUUCUUCCACUUGGGGAUCAGGUGCAUCUUGGGGAUGACAUACAAGUUAGGAGGCAGGCAGGUUGGACCUCUGGAUUACCUGAGCCACCAUCUUUUCUCUCUUUAAUCAAAAUAUAUAUAAUUUCUUUUGUUUUACCUGUACUUUCUAGGUGAUAUUACUUGGUUUUGGGUUGGUCUCUGAUUCCUGUGAUCCUCUCGAAUCUAUGAACACAUCAGAUUCUGGUCCUGAUAUUCAGUUGACCUGUGCAAGUCCAAAGGCUUGGUAGUUUUGUAUUUGUUUCUGUAGUUCUAUAGCCAAUGCACAGGGAAGCUGUGAAGCCACCCAGAAAAAAAAGAGCAUUCCAUUACAUUCAUUGCUGAUUUAUUUUUUAAUUAAUUUCAAUUACUUUUUACUGUACUGUACAAUAUAUCUUAUUAUCCUUUACCACAUGCUGACAACAAUGAUAGGAGAAGUUAUGUACAGUAGAUCACUUUCCAAUGUUGGUUCUUUGUGAAAUCACAUUCUUCAUGUACAGUACUUUCAAUGUCACUUGCUGACUUUCACUUUCAAUCUCUUCCUUCAAUAUAUUUUCACUAGUACCUAGCCAAUUUAGUGGCACUAAUAUAAAAAGAACAAUUAAAAUUUCAGUGGUGGCAUUCCUCCUGUUUGAUUCAUUGCCUCCUACCACUUCUCUCAACUUUGUUAGGCUACUUGUAUGAGUGAGAAGUUUGCUUUUUCUCACCUCUCCUAUGUCAUCCAACUUUCAGACAAGUUUCUUGUGUAGGACUUUAUUGAGUGCCAUAUUUAGGCCCAGAUAGAUGUAGUCUGGCAAAUUAUGUUUUUUUCUUUAAGAUCUCUGUGGUCCUGUUGCCUAUUAUGUCAGUUCUUUUGGAUAUUCUUAACAUUUAACUUGUAAUACUUUCUAGCAAUUUGACUACCACACUGGUCAAUAAUACUGGUCUGUAGUUUAAUGGGUCUUCUGUCACUUUUCAUAAAUUGAGACCAUGUUAUCUUUUUUUUAAAUGUCUGCAAGGUAGACUGCUAUGCUCAUGGGUGCAGAUUCAGGCACCAAGUUGGAACACCAUUUGGUUCAACUGCUGUGUGUUUAAACUGAUUAAAUUGCUUAGAAUACUACUUAACCCUUUAACUGAUGAUAGUAAGAAUGUGUGUAUUGGUUCCUGUAUGUUCAUGUAUUAUUUUUGUGUGCAAAUUGCACAUAUUUGUAUGAGAGUAUUUGUGUUGUGAGUGUGAUCAUUUAGUAAUAAUUGCCUAUUCAUGGUUUACAUGAUAAAUCUGACGCUCAUGGUGUUCUGUCUUCCUUGAUAAAUUUUUCACAUUUAACCUAAGGCUUUCCAUGUGUUUGCAGUUUUGUAAUGUGGGUGUGAAUUGGUAUUUUGUAUCAAGAUUAAUAAUGCAAUUCAUUCAAAAGUUUACACAUGUAAUUUUUAGUUUGUUGUUUGUGUAUGUAUUACAAGUCUAGGUAAACGUGUGCUAUCAAUAUCGCAGACUUCAUAUGCCUUAAAUAUGCAUAAGUAAAUAUUGAGGCAGUACAGUGGAAUUUAACCUAUGUUUGUGAACUUGUGAGACAGAUACAAACAAUUACCUUUGGUAAUUAAUUACCUUAAGUAAUUAAUUACCUUAAGGUAAUUAAUUACUUAAGGUAAUUAAUUACUAUCCUCUUACUGAAUACACUUAGUUUUUUAUGCAUUUGACCCCGGCAUAAAAAUGCAGUGGUUUAGGGAACUUAAAAACACUCCAAUAGUGACAUUUCAUGGGGCUAAUGAUUAUCAGCUAUGGUAGAUUAGGUGGAUAGCCUAGGUUCUGACAGUUUUUGUUAGGCUAACUCACUGCAUUUUUUACAAAGGGGAAAUUGAAAGAACAAGAUCUGCACACACACACACUGCCACAUUUUAUUUUAUCGCCAUUAAUCAGAAUUAUGCAUUCUAUAUUUUUUUGUUUAAUGUCAGAUUAGACUUGUCAGUAAUACAGUACAAACUUAAGAUUAUAUAUGUCCUACAAAUUCAAGAAUGUUUACAAUUCUAUUAAUUUAUUAAUAGAUAGUUAAUUUCCUAGUGCAGUAUACUGUAUAUAUAUAUAUGUAUAGAUAUAUGGUAAUAGUUUUUAUACUUUACUAGCCAAUAAAAUUGUAAUACAUGCAAUUGUUACAUAUAUAGAAUACAAUAUUUGUAAGUACUGUACAGUAUAAUAGAAUAAAAUCAGAAAUAUA